AUUCUCCAUCAAACGCCAGAGUCCGAUCACGAUUACACGUGUUCACUUCUUAACAGAACUCACACAUUCAAUCAGAUUAUUUUAAUCACACCAAGAUUUCCCUUCUCCCUAUAUAAGGCACUUCAAAAACCCUAAUUCGCUUACACACAGGGACUGGGAGGCUUGCAGCUACGAGAGCAGAAGCGUUUCUCUACCCUCACAGCACCGGGCCGUCGUAGCUAGCUGCUCCUUCGAAAAUGAAGUUCAAUAUUGCAAAUCCUACCACUGGGUGCCAGAAAAAGCUCGAGAUAGAUGAUGACCAGAAACUCCGUGUGUUUUUUGACAAAAGGAUCUCACAAGAAGUCAGUGGGGAUGCCCUGGGUGAGGAGUUCAAGGGUUAUGUAUUUAAGAUUAUGGGAGGUUGUGACAAGCAGGGUUUCCCAAUGAAACAAGGAGUUCUAACUCCUGGCCGUGUUCGACUUUUGCUUCAUAGAGGUACCCCUUGCUUCCGUGGAUAUGGCAGGCGAAAUGGAGAACGUAGAAGGAAGUCUGUUCGUGGAUGCAUUGUUAGCCCAGAUCUAUCAGUCUUGAACUUGGUUAUUGUCAAGAAAGGUGAGAAUGAUCUGCCUGGACUGACAGACAUUGAGAAGCCUAGAAUGAGAGGUCCUAAGAGGGCAUCAAAGAUCCGGAAGCUGUUCAACCUCUCCAAAGAGGAUGAUGUCCGGAAGUACGUUAACACUUACCGCCGAACAUUUACAACCAAAUCUGGUAAGAAGGUUAGCAAAGCUCCCAAAAUUCAGAGGCUUGUAACUCCCUUGACUUUGCAAAGGAAGCGUGCUAGAAUAGCGGACAAGAAGAAGAGAAUUGCAAAGGCCAAGGCUGAGGCAGCCGAGUAUCAGAAGCUCCUUGCCACCAGGUUGAAGGAGCAGCGUGAACGCCGCAGUGAGAGCUUGGCAAAGAAGAGAUCUAGACUGUCUGCUGCGUCAAAGCCCUCUGUUGUGGCAUAGAAUGUUUCACGUUGGUCUAUGACUAUGAGCGAAGUCAUUUAUUAAAUAGGUUGAGGUAAUUUUGAUUGUUCUUUGGAUUUUGAAAGUUAAGUUAAAAUGUUUCCUGCAUUUAUAACAAUUUCAAACAUCUGAAAUUUUCGCUUUCAUUUUAAUGUGUUGUGGGAUUGUUAACCAUUUCAUUAAGCUCUCUUGUUCUAUUGUUUUGAA
Messenger RNA from Hevea brasiliensis (rubber tree), 1193 nucleotides. RefSeq names its product 40S ribosomal protein S6. Gene Ontology annotation, biological process: translation. NCBI's taxonomy places the organism in Eukaryota, Viridiplantae, Streptophyta, Magnoliopsida, Malpighiales, Euphorbiaceae. The coding region runs from base 237 to 986 and encodes 249 amino acids. Gene Ontology annotation, molecular function: structural constituent of ribosome. The record is from RefSeq and is a predicted model, not a curated record. The transcript has 6 exons. Gene Ontology annotation, cellular component: ribosome.